UUAUUAUUUGUAUUAUUCAUGAUAGUAGUUAAAGCUCAGCCUAGGCUGUGAGAAAGAGAUAAUCAAAAGGUCUUUAUGUUUCCAAUCUUCUUUUGGAUUAAAGAUGAAGGAACAACUAUUUUUUUUUCUAACAAAUUGUCUCACGCUGGAUUUUUUGGAGCAGCACUUGAAGGCAGCACAGAACUGCCACUCAGUCAAAGUGGAAGUUCAAAGUGGUGUUUACGACCAUGGCUCGCUUUGUCCAGCAGGGGGCGCGUCCCGGGGCAGGCCCAAUCCAAACUCCGCACUCCGCUUCUCUCCUCGUACCAUGAGCUGAAUCUGUCCGGGACAGACCAGGGAAGAUGGCGGCCACUGACCAUUCCCGGUCCGAAGCUGCCAAACAGCGAAGGCAGGAUCAGCUGCAGCGAUGGCUGGGCUCCGAAACGGAUCGGACGGGGUCGGAAAACCGGGGAACCUCCGGGGGUUCCGGGACGCGGCGGGCCAAAGUACGGUUCGCCCAAGGUGCUGUGUUUAUGGCCGCCUGCUCUGCCGGAGACCGGGAGGAGGUGGCGGCGCUGCUCCGCCAGGGAGCUGACAUCAACCACGCCAACGUAGACGGUCUGACAGCGCUUCACCAGGCCUGCAUCGACGAAAACGCCGAGAUGGUGCAGUUCCUGGUGGAGAGUGGGAGCGACGUCAACAGAGGGGACAACGAGGGCUGGACCCCCCUGCACGCCGCGGCCUCCUGCGGCUUCAUCCAGAUCACCAAAUACCUGUUGGAACACGGCGCGCACGUCGGGGCAGUGAACAGUGAAGGAGAGCUCCCUCUGGAUGUUGCCACUGAGGAUGCUAUGGAGAGGCUGCUCAAAGCUGAAAUCAAAAAGCAAGGAAUAGACGUGGACCAGGCCCGCAAAGAGGAGGAGAGGAUCAUGCUGAAGGAUGCCAUGGCGGUGUUGGAGGGAGGUGGCACUCUGACUCCUCACCCGAACACCAAGGCCACCGCUCUGCAUGUGGCCGCUGCCAAAGGCUACAUCGAAGUACUGAAGGUGCUUUUACAGUGUGGGGUGGAUGUGGACGGCACGGACUCGGACGGGUGGACGCCGCUGCACGCUGCGGCUCACUGGGGGCAGGAGGAGGUGUGCACGCUGCUGGCUGACAGCAUGUGCGACAUGGCCGCCGUCAACAACGUGGGACAAACGCCUCUCGACGUAGCAGAUGAGAACCUGGUGGACGCUCUGGAGGAGCUGCAGAAGAAACAGAACGCUUUACGCAGCGAGAAAGAGAAACAGACACCUGUUAUUGAGACAAGUCCGCAAAUCUCCAUAGUACCAGUUCGCACACGCAGGACCUCUAUCUCCCGUAUGAGCAGCAAAGAGAAGAUUGGCCUCCACGAACGGGAGAAGCACCCGCCUCCCGCCCUGCAGAGCAGUCCGGCCGAGGACGAGGAGGAGGAGGGCCACCCGGGCCAGGGCCAGGGCCAGGCCAAAGCCUCCAGCAGCUCCAGCUCGGAGGAGGAGAGCGAGUCGGAGAGCGACGCGGAGUCAGAGAAAGCAAAAAACAGAGAAAUCAUCAACAACUUGAACAACAAACGAAACAACACCAGCCUGCUGUCUACCUCCAUGUCGGCAAGCACCACUGCAAGCCAGCUGAAAAAGCAGGAACCAAGCAAGCCCCAAGCCCCCGAGGCCCCGGGCUCAUGGAGAACGUCUCUGCGGAAGGCGGGCAGCUCUGUGACCCUGGGCUCAGCCGGGCUGUCCGACCCCAGCCAGGACCCCGCCAGACCUGUGGAACCCGGCCUCGGAAUGACCCGCUCGGCCUCCAGUCCCCGCCUGAGCUCAGAGGCCGACACCAAGGAGCCACGGCUCGCUCGAGUGCCGCCAACUCCAACGCGGAGGCUCUGCAGUAUUCCAGAUAGCAGCCCCGAUAACUCCAACAGCUGGCUAAGCCGUAGCUCCUCUUACACCCGACGCCUUCAUAGUCAGUCAGGAAAUGAGCUCACUAGUUCCACCCCGUCUCUGCUUCACAGCAGCUCAUCUUAUGGAAAGAGACUGGAUGACGCCACCGUGACUUCAUCAAACACAGGAACCAGUUCGGCCGGACUCAGCCGCCUCAACAGCGUCUUAGCUCAGAGAAACCCUCAGGAACAGUCUGAAAAGAAGGAUCAGUCAUCUGUCAACGCUUCCAACUCUCAGAGCACAACUGCGGGGGAACAAGAGACCAAGCAAAGGCGCAAGUCCUACCUUACACCUGUGCGGGAUGAGGAGGCGGAGGCGCAGAGAAAAGCUCGCUCCAGACACGCACGGCAAUCCCGCCGCUCCACUCAGGGGGUGACGCUCACCGAUCUACAGGAGGCAGAGAAGACCAUCAAAACCAUGAAGACAGACACCAAAGGGAAAGAACAGACGGAGGAAGAAGAGAAGGAGAAAGAGAAGGAGGCGAAGCAGAAAAAGGCAGAAGAGGGGGAGGUGAGCUGGAGGUCUCGAAUUGCCAGUUUGCAGAAGUCCGACCUGCUGGGCCUCACGCAGCCCGCUGGCACGCCCCGGCCUCAGACCUCUGACAGGCGAGAUGUGGAGGCCAACACGGGAGAGAGUGAAACAGAGCGAUGGGCCAGGGAGCGCAGGGAGAGGAGACAGGCUCGGGCCAGAAGGAAGGCGCAGAGGAGCGGGGAGAGUGAAGACGUCGAUCCCAGCGGAGAGGAAGAGUUCUCAGGGAGUGGGCUGGAUCCACAGAAAGAUCAACAUGCAAGUUCCAGGUUGGACUCAUCUUCUAAAGACCGCACCCAGGGAGCUGGAUCUGACUCUAAGGACUUUAAAAAGCUGUUUGAGGAGUUGUCCAGGGAAAACAGCCAGCUCCAGUCCCAGCUGCAGGACACCCAGAGGAGUGUCAGUCAGACCAGGUUGGACCUGGAGAAGGCCACGCAGAGACAGGAGCGCUUCAGUGACUGCUCAGCCAUGCUGGAGCUGGAGAGAAAGGACCGGAGGAUGUUGGAGCGGCGCAUGGCCGAGCUGGAGGAGGAGCUAAAGGUUCUGGUUGACCUGAGAGCAGACAACCAGCGUCUUAAAGAUGAAAAUGGAGCACUGAUCCGUGUCAUCAGCAAACUCUCAAAAUAGAUGAGACAACCUCCAGGGAGCCUCCCCCCCUCUCUCCAUCCAUUCAUCCACUUUUUCCAUCCUUCCAUCCAUACAUUCCACCCAGUGCCAAAGAGCGAGGGGCGGCAGCGGGGGGGGGUGGCCGAGUGUCCAGCGCUCAUGAGCACUACAGUUUGACUUGGAUUGCGGUGCCUCUCUCACAGCAGCUGGAGUGUCCUCUGCGUGCCUUAAUGCUCCGCCGUCACAGGGGGGACCUGCGGAGCGAAAACAACCAUGACUGUGCGUCAGGUGGACGCCAACGUGCACGCACGCUUCUUUACGUGCAUCCGUACUUCCUCGAUUCCACUGAGCACAGAUGACCGCUUGCGUCUUAAAGCUUUCCACUUUGUAUUUAUUUCAGUUUUUUUUGUUGUUGUUUUUUUUUUGUGAACACUUCACGUCACACAUUCACAAAGUUUUCUCCACUCAAAGUUGAAUUGUUUUGGGGGUGUACUCCUGAAGCCCGGCUAUGAAGCGUGUUUCAGGCCCUGCCUUUCUUCCGCUGGGCCCAGUCCCAACGGCAGGGGAAGAAGUCUGUGAAGCUCUGUCGGACUGAUUUUGUUUCCACGUGCAAGUGUUUGAACCCACCUACCUCUCCACCUAUGCACUUCCCCACAUCUUUAUUAUUGUUUUUAGUAUUUUCUUUGUCACCACAGACAAACUCCAUGCUCUUAAAAAACGAACCUGGUCACUUGACCACAGCACUUUACUCUCUGCGAAGCAAUAGAUGACCCUUCGCCCGUCCGCCAGACAGCGUCCAUUCAGAGCAGCAUCCUCUCUGAGGGAGCACCCAGGGAAGUUUAGCUCAACUUAAAAGGCUGUUGCACAGUUUAUUAAAUUGCUGUUCUGCCCAAGCCCAAGCCAACAAGUGGUUUUAACAGUUCCGACUUCUAAAGAUUAUUUCCAUAGUUUUUCCAUGUCAGUUCCUCUCCUGCAAAGAAGCAUGGUGUUGUAUAUAAAUGUUAGUCAUGAAUAGUCCCCCUUUGAAGUGAAAUUCCAUAUAAUCUUGCUUCACAUGUUGGUUUUCUAAUAAUAUUAAAUAUGGAUGUCUGCACCUAAUAAAAAGAAAAAUGUGUCGCACCUGCUUGGUUAUUGUGCGCACCAGUCAGAGUUGUGGCUUGAAACUUUCUUUUGCUUGCGUUACUGAUUUCCUUUUUUUUCUUUGGCACAAAAAAGAAUAAAAAAUUCAAAGAUGCCUCUUAGACGUGCAUCCUUCGGCAACACGUGUUUCUUGCCUGCAUUCCUGCUUUCUUCGUGACGUGCGUUUGUCAUCAUGUUGUUCACUUUGAUGUAUUUGAGGUCACCUGCUUGUCUUCUUUCCACUGUCUCCCCCCCACUGCACUGCGUCAUCCGGUUGUACAGUGUCAGAUUGUUUUUUGGUUGUUAUUGGGGUUUUUUUUUUUGCUUGCUGGUAGCCAGAUGUCAAACAUCACUUGGGAGAAGGAAAAAAAACAACAACAGCUGCACCACUAACAUACCAUGAACCUGGAAGAGGAAGCGGGGCUGCACAGAUGUAUUUACAGUGUGUUUGCGCUGUUACAUUAAUCUAACGCUGGUCCCAGGUGCAUGAUCCAUAAAGAGUAGCUCAAGGGUCAUGACAGAAAUUACUAUGUGAUGGAUUAGUGUGCAGAGAUCUGGGAGAAAGCUGUGUGAGUCCUGGCUUCUUUUGAGCUUGUGUCCAGUGGCACCGAAGUGUAGUUAACACAAUCCUCCAUCUGUUUGUCUCAUCCGAGAGCAGAAAGAUGGACCACUGUCCUGCAGGGUAGAAGUACUGACAACAAGCUGAGCACCUAAUAAGGAAGGGCAGGCCGUCCGAAGCCCUCUCUCUGUAAAUAUCCCUCAGGUCUGAGAAAGGCAGGGGAAGGGAGCCGGGGAGGAAGAGGGAAGCGGAUGGAUUGCAGCCUUAUAUGGACAAAGCACUGCUUUUCCCAGGGUUUGUGGCUCUGACCCCCGGCAUGGUGCCAGAUGCUGCACAAACGGCUCCGUGGUGCCACCCAGAGGUGCAGCUCAUGCAAUGCUGCAGACCAGCUGCUGGUGAGGCCGGAGACGUGGAAGAUGUGGUAUUAGCACAAUUCAAUUGCUACUGUUCCAGGAUGAUCAGCAUGUUGUCAGAGUCCCAGCUCCAAGAUG
Menidia menidia (Atlantic silverside) is the source of this 5237-nucleotide messenger RNA. The record is from the annotation of a GenBank genome assembly. Lineage: Eukaryota; Metazoa; Chordata; Actinopteri; Atheriniformes; Atherinopsidae.